AUGGAUACCCUGACCAAAAAGACCCUUGACGUCUCACGUUCCCUGACAUACACAUACUACCACCAGCCACCGGCUCAACCAGAGAACCCUACUGUUUUGUGUAUCCAUGGCUUCCCUGACGAGGCCGCUGAAUGGGCAGACCUAGCCACCAAUCAUCUCAUCCCUGCUGGCUACGGUGUCAUUGCUGUUGACUGUCUGGGCUAUGCUGGCACCUCCAAGCCUGUUGAUCCUGCCAUGUAUGCCUUCGAACACAUGACCAAGGACCUUACAGAAAUCCUUGAUAACGAGAAGUUGCAAAAGGUCGUCUCGCUAGGCCAUGACUGGGGCUGUGCUUUUGCCCAAAGAUUCUACAACUACUAUCCCCAACGUGUUUUGGGACUUGUUAUGGUCAAUGUUGCCUAUAACCCACCUAGCGAUCAGCGCUUCGACCUGGACGCAGCCAACGAGAUGACCAAGAAGAUCUUUGGCUACCCUACUCUUCCUUACUGGCACUUGAUGGCCAGCGAGAAUGGCUACAAAGUUCUUGAUGAGCAUCUCGAGAGCUGUUUUACUGUCCUGCAUGGUCCUCCGGCCAGCUGGCUAGACACAGUCUGCAAAGAGGAUGGCCUGAAGGACUACUUGCUUCAAGACAAGAAGCAAGAGACCGAAUCUUAUGCCACCGAGGAGAUGAAGAAUGCGUUCAUGACUCGCUUCAAGCGCGAUGGAUUCGCCGGACCAACAUGUUGGUACAAGGCCGCAGUGGGCGGUAUCCAAAGCUUUGAAGCCAAGAGAGUCAAGGCAAUCACUGUCGAAGUGCCUUCGCUCUUCGUUGGCUUUGACAGCGACAAGGUGUGCCGUGCAGAGGCAAUUGGCAUGGCCAUGAAGAAUGGUCUUUUGCCUAAGCUCACAAAUGUCACCUUGGAGGGUGGUCACUGGGGUCUGCACGCCAAUGCUGAGAAGUUUGGCAAGACUAUUGUUGACUGGCUGAAGAAAGAGAUCUGA
Molecule: messenger RNA, 981 nt
Organism: Aureobasidium melanogenum CBS 110374
Lineage: Eukaryota; Fungi; Ascomycota; Dothideomycetes; Dothideales; Saccotheciaceae
Product: alpha/beta-hydrolase
Exons: 1
Coding region: 1-981 (326 amino acids)
Molecular function (GO): catalytic activity
Source: RefSeq, a predicted model, not a curated record